This is a messenger RNA of Pelecanus crispus (Dalmatian pelican), 1086 nucleotides long. NCBI's taxonomy places the organism in Eukaryota, Metazoa, Chordata, Aves, Pelecaniformes, Pelecanidae. The record is from RefSeq and is a predicted model, not a curated record.
AUGGCCAAGAAGGGGGUCAUGGAAGGAGCCACUGAGAAGAACGGGUCCCGUCAGGCUGGGGGGAGCAAGGGUUCCCUCCGAUGGGCUCUGUCACGCCUCACCGCCCAGCGGGAGAAGCUCCACAAGAGGAUGGUGGCCCAGCCCUGGGCCAGGGACACCCUUGCCACGUCCCAGGUGCCCAGCCAGGCUCCGGUCCCCGUGCAGCUGCUCACUGGCACGCAGGGCUCCCAGCGCAGCCGGCGGGGGCUCCUCUCGGCUCACUCCCUGCAGGAGCUGGCACCGGUGGCCAUUGCUUUCCCCUCCUUGCUUGCCCCGCUGCCUCUUCCCUUUUCUUGCUCCCACCUCGACAGCUCUCGUCUGCAGCAGGAUCGAGCUGACGAUGCCAGCCCGGUGCCCUCAACCUCCAGCACGUACCACGCGGUGAUCGGCGGGGUGGUUGCCGUCAUUGUCUUCCUCCUGCUCAGUCUUCUCAUCGUGUUGGGACACUACCUGAUCAGACACAAAGGUACCUACCUGACCCACGAGGCCAAGGGGUCGGACGACGCCCCAGACGCCGACACGGCCAUCAUCAACGCAGAGGGCGGCCAAGCCGGUGGCGACGACAAGAAGGAGUAUUUCAUCUAGGGGCGUCGGAGAGAGUGAGAAAUGGAGCCAACAGACCCUGAUGGAAACGGAAACCAGACCACAAACCCCACUCAACCCAACAGAUUUUCUCUCGCGCCCGGCACGGGCAGACGGACGGACAGAGGGAUGGCGGGGCAGAGAGCAGAGAGCGACCAGCCUGAGACAUGAUGCGUCUUCUUGAACUUGUACAAAACGUUAUUACUACGAACAGCGAAAGCCCCGGCCCCGUUUGCUUGCUUGCACCUCCAUCCCUGCGACCGGCACUCACGCAAAACACAGACCAACCAGUGAGUGAGCGACUUUCCUUCUUCCUUUGGACCUUUGCUUUGGUUUCGUGGCUGCUCUUUGCUUUGGGCCCUUGGUUGGGAUGUUGGGCUGGGGUCAGUGUAGCUCUUUCCUUUGUUUCUCUCCAUUUUGGUUUCUUUGACGUCCAAGGAUAAAAUCAGCUCCAGGCUCUGGUGC